This is a messenger RNA of Condylostylus longicornis, 2954 nucleotides long. RefSeq names its product myb-like protein AA. NCBI's taxonomy places the organism in Eukaryota, Metazoa, Arthropoda, Insecta, Diptera, Dolichopodidae. The record is from RefSeq and is a predicted model, not a curated record. Bases 602 to 1657 code for a protein of 351 amino acids. The transcript is spliced from 3 exons.
GGUUAUUUGUGAUAUCCUAAAACGAUUUUAGGAUUUUAAAAACAUAAAACAGAAAAAGAGAAAACAGAAGGUGUGUAGCUAAUUUGAAAACAAAAACCAAAAUAUCAAAAACAAAAAAGCCAUAAUAAUUAAAAGUUAAAAGAAAAAAAUCCCGUAAAAUCAAUAAACUUUAUUUUUUGUUGUGCUCUUUUUUUUGUUUUUAAAUAUUUAAUUAAUUAGAUUUAACAUUCAAAAUAAAAAAUUUAGAAAAAAAAACAGGAUAAGAAUUUAGAAAUCAAAAAUGACUGAAAAUUUUUAAUAGUAUCGAAAAUAAUAAAAGAAAAAUAUCAUAAUAAAAAAUUUCUUAAAAGACAAAAACAAAAAUGCAUAAAAAGAAAAAAAAUUUAAGUUAAAAAAAAAUUAAAUAAAUAAAUAGAGAAUUUUUUUUUUGUGUAAAACUAAAAAAAAAAUUUCUAAAAUAACAAAAAAAAAUUUGUGAAAAAAUAAAAAAUUUAGUUUAAAAAAAAAGUUAAUUACAAAAUUAAAAUAAAAACAAAAUAGAAAAUUAAAAAAAAAAAAAAUUACAAAAACAAAAAUAUAUAUAUCGUAGUGAUGUAUAAAUAUGGAUCCAAACAGAGGGUACUGUCACAGUUCAUCAUCACACCAAUCUCAUCAUUCACAUCACCAACAAUCGCAUUUACAAAUAGGUUCAUCAUCUUCAUCAUCAACCUCAUCAGCAUCAUCAUCACAACAACAGCAACAACAACAUCAUCAUCAUCAACAACAGCAACAACAACAACAACAGCAAUCACAACAAUAUGGAAACGAAUUAAUACCAUCAACAAAAUCAAACAACAGAGAAAACAGAGAAAACAACAACAGCAGCAACAGCAACAAUCAUCAUCACAACAACAACAACAACAGCAACAACAGCAACAGCAGCAGCAGCAAAUCACAUUUAAACAGUACUACAGCCGGAAAUUAUAUAAAUGUUGUUCCAGUGCCUAUUGGUGUCCAAUAUCAUCGGAGGAAAUUAACACCACAAGAUUAUCAACCUCGUUUAUAUUAUAACAGUAGUGAUUAUAGAUGUCGAGAAGAUUUUUAUUCAAUAGGAUCAGCUGCCGGUACAAUAGCAUCAUCAUCACAGCAACAACAACAACACCAACAACAGCAACAAAUUGAUGUUGUUGAUCAAGCUUUAAUAAAUAGUCGAGUUGUUGCAACACAAACAAAUAAUAAUAAUAAUACAAAUAAUAAUAAUACAAGUAAUAAUAAUAAUAAUAAUAGUAAUAAUAGUAAUUGUAAUUUUAGUAGUAAUAAUAGCUGUGACCAACAAAUUAUAUCUGCUGUCAAUAAUAAUGGCAAUGGUAAUAAUAUUAGUAGUAAUAAUGGAGGCUGUGGUACACCAGUACAACCCCCUGUAUUAUAUACAGUGCAUAGGGUUGUUACGACAGCACAAAUACAAACAGCAGGUGGUAAUACAUUUGCAACAUCAUCAAGUGUAUCAAGUGUAGUUAGUGCUGUAAGAAGUGAAGUUGAUUGUAAUUUAUUACAGCAACAAUCAACACCAGGAACUAGUGGAUUACAAAUACAGGGUGCAACUAGUUCAUCAGUAUUAAAUAAUUCACCUGGUAAGGAUUCAAUUUUAAAUUUUGAACUCUAUGCUGGUAAGCUUUAAAAUAUAUUAAUUUAUAUAACACAGUUGAUUAAACAAUAAAUAACUUUUUAUAUAAUAAGCGCUCUUAUUCCAACAUUGGAUAAUUUGAGGUUGUUUCGCUUAUUCAACUGGCCAGGCUCAUUAAUAGAUUGAGCAGAUGAAUACAACUUCUUAACAACUUGACAAAAUUUACCAAUAUCGAAUACAUAUUUUAUCGUUAUAAACCUUUUGAACGACAUAAAAGCAAAAUGAAAAUCAACUCAAUUUUAAAAUCAUUCGAAAAUCAAAUUUUAAAACAAAUAAUAAAUUAUAAUUCAAAAUUAAAAUAUGCUGAAACUACUACGUUAAUACUCCCGUAUUACUUAAGAAUAUUGAAUUUAUUAGUCUUAAACAGAAUCGAGCAGGGAGUUUGUAAAUAACUUUUACACGUACCAUAAAAUUUCUAAUUAUACGUUAAAAUACUUGAGUUUGUUGACAUAACAAAGUCUGAAAGAGCUCAUAAUUAAAUCAUGUUUAGUAACUCUUCCACUUGGUGGUAACUCUUGCUUUUGUGUAGGUUUUUUGAAAAUUAACGAGAUUUUUUUAUGUACCACGUAAUAUCAAAUAACAUAGAUUUGUGUGAAAUUUAUUGUCUUAUUAACUACAGUAUCAUUUAAAUUUAUGUCAUAUAUAUUUUCUCUCUAUAGUAAGGAAGUUGAGGUCAAACUGACAACAAUUAUGUUAAUUAAUAGCUUUGUAGGAUUUAAUUAAAAGAUAAUAAUUUCGUAAUUGCUUUCCUCUUUUUUUUUUCUUUCUAAUUUCUAUCAAAAUUUUUUUUUCCUUAACAAUUUUUUGUUUUUUUUUUUACAUCUUUAUCGUAAUCGUGGCCAUAUCUUAAUCAUUUUGUGUAAUGUAUUUGACAUUGACAUUCUUUGUAUUUUCUCCUCUUUAUUAAAAUGUCAUAUUCAAAAAUAAGUAAUAGAAGAGAAGCAAUAAUAGAAUAUAAUAGGAGAGAGAGAAAAAAAAUUAAAGAUAUGAGAUAACUUAACUGUUAUUAAAUAAAAACAACAGAUGGCGUUCAUAGGUGAAUUACGUUAAAAUUAAAAUAAAAUGGUGAAUAUUUGUGUACACUGUUGUUUUUCUUGAAAUAAAAGAAAAAACAAACAUAAAUAAUAGAUGAAAAAUUUAGACAGGAUGAAGGAAAACUCAAAUUUAGUAAUGUUAUAUAACAUAAACGUAAAAUGUCAUAAAUUAUAUUUAUACCUAAAUCGUUUUUAGAAUUUUUUGCAUAAACAUUAUGUACUUAAAUUUUAUAAUAGGCAGAUUGGUUUUAGUUAGA